AUGAAGAGAGCAUGUAUGUUGGUACCUGUCACGUGGAUUUAUUCCGCUAUUUGUGCUUUACCUCCUGUGUUCGGAUGGGGAACAUACUUUUCGGGAGAAUUGGUUCCUUGUAGCUUUGGAAAUCGGGCGUCCCGUUCGUACCAGCUCUAUGUACUGUUUUUGACAUUCAUGUUACCUAUUUCGCUUAUGACUAUGUUUUACUACCAAAUCUACAAAACUAUUUUACACCACUCCAGGCUUAUGAACUCAGGAGCCGUCGGCAAAACGAAAUUAUUAAAAGUUGAACAGAAGACGAACGUUCUUAUGUUAGCCGUUCUGAUCACAUUUUGUCUAUCAUGGUUCCCGUUUCACGUCGUUGCGAUUUGCCGUAGUUUCUUACGCGCCGCCGUCGCACCUGCACUUGUGUCUGUAUCUGUGUUACUGGCAUGCUCAAGCCCUGUCAUUAACUUUUUCCUAUAUGUCGUGGCAAACAGAUCUUUUUAUAAAUGUAUUUCUAGAAUAGCAUAUUGCUGCAAGAAUCAACAGUCGCCGCGCGCUGAAACACAACAACCCGUUCAGGAUGUCCACACACACGACAGAAUCACACAUAACCCCGCAGCAAUAGCACCGACUGAUUUACAGAUCCCUAAUGUAUUAUUGACAGUUUCCAGGGAUACGGAUGCGGAUGUGGAACUGUCACAGAUAGCGGAAGAGAGACGAAAAAGCACGAUAAUGUCUCCCAACCCUAACGAACUGGAAGUGGAAAUCCAACAGCGUAGACGCAGCGCACACAGACUUUCCGUUAUAAUGCUGGGCGAUUUGCCCGUCGACCAUCACUUCCUCGACAGCGGCUACAGUAACCAAGUGUUACAAGACACGUGGUCUAGCCCUUCAAAACAUUUAGAAUGUGUCGGAGAAUCAGCGGAAGGCGUAGAUGCGUCGCCAACAGCGUCCUUCAAUGGCUCGCCGUAUUUGACUGUCGUUAGCGAAGGCCGGAGAAAAACUAUUGCGGGCGUAGGAAUAAGACGGAAAGUUAACAAAAACGGACUGCGUUUAUCGGGUAGGAAUACUGUCACCGCCACCCAUGCUAUGGGGAGGAAGAAAAAACGCCGAGGUCAAAAGGUUUCCCCAAAUAUAAGUGAUGGCCAGCGAGGUGAAUCGGACCACAAUGUAAGAGAAUUGAGUACGGAGAUUUCUGAACAUAACGACGAAUCAGCAGGUCGCUUUAACAUUGUCAACACAUAG
Molecule: messenger RNA, 1224 nt
Organism: Saccoglossus kowalevskii
Lineage: Eukaryota; Metazoa; Hemichordata; Enteropneusta; Harrimaniidae
Product: melanopsin-like
Source: RefSeq, a predicted model, not a curated record